Linum tenue is the source of this 3609-nucleotide messenger RNA. Lineage: Eukaryota; Viridiplantae; Streptophyta; Magnoliopsida; Malpighiales; Linaceae. The record is from the annotation of a GenBank genome assembly.
CUUUUAUCGCUAAUUUGAUUAGGUACGUAUUAUUGUCUCUGGUUGUAGUCCAUUUUGUAAUUGAAUCCUUAUAAUGCACUCCUUGAGCUUAAAUUUAAAUCUUGAUUCUUACCCCAAAAAAAAUUAAAUCUUGAUUCCCACUGUUUUCCGAACAGUUAAUUUAAGUAAUUAACGAGGAAAAACAUCAAAGAAACAAAAAAAAAAACGAGACCAAAAAUAUGAAGAUGACAAAGAGUUUGAAUAAAAUGGGGUAAAUGAGCUAACAUACGCCGACCUCCCCUAACAUCCACCCUGGGUGCGUACUUCCUUAUCCUGCACCGCAACCUCCCGGCCCAAACCGGCCUUUUCAGUAUGUACAAAAUACCUUUCGACGCUGCCUUUUAAGUCUUUAACGUACGCACCCAGCGCUCUUUAAGAAAAAUGGAAAAUUAAAAUCUCCACCCUGCUCAAAUAGAAAUGGAGCUGGCCUUGUCCCAUUUUUGUGUCUUAGCCUUCUUCUUCCUCUUCGCCGCGGCGGCGCCGCCGCACACGAUCGUGAACUGCAACCCGCAAAUGUUCGUCAAGCACGUGAAUCCACCUUCCCCCUUAUCUCCCUUCCCGUGCUUUACUACACUGCCGUUACCACCGCCGCUGACCACGCUGCUCCCGCCCGGCCCGCUGACCAUGCUGCUCCCGCUGCCGCUGCUGCUCGCCGGAUCGCUCCGGACCUCGCUCCCGGCGUAACCCGCCGGCAAUUCCGUCUGCCACCGCUCCAAUUUCGAUUGCAGGCCCUCGAUGCUGCUCUCCAGGCUCCACGAGCCCAUCUCGUCGCUCUCCGUCCCAUUCUCAGAUCUGUAAUUUAGGUUUCGGAACUUCGCCACCGUCGCCGCCGCCACCUCCGACGCCGACGGGCCCAGCUCCGAGUUUGUUAUCGGCGCGCGGCCCAUAUACGGAUUCUUCACCAUAGAGGAAAAUCCGUCCGAUGACGAGCUUGUAUCCGACCCGUGAAGGAAUCUCGCACCCGGCGGUAAGGGCAUCGGAUUUGGCUUGUUGUUCUUCAUCAAGCCGGCGACCUCCGAUUGGCUGCCUCGGGAUUCGGGCUGACGGGGUUUGUUGAAUUUGCCGUUCCGGUAACUCUCCAGCCCGCUCAACAUCGAUCCGGCUUUGGAUCUGCCGAUUUGAUUGUUCUUCCCCUUCCCCGUGGGCGGCAGAUCUAGGGUUGAGCUGGAAUCGCUCUUGGUCCGCCUCAACUCGGGGGUAGGGAUCCAGGGGAGAAAGAAUUGCUUCUUGUUAGGGAUUGAGGAAUACAAGCUGCUUUCCCCAUCGCUGCUGCUCUCAUCGUCGCCCUUCUUGCUGUUCUUCUUCUUCCCGCCCAUCAGAUCCCGGUACCCGACGGCGGAGGACCCGGAGUAGAGCGGCAUGCUCCGCAUCGAGCUGUCGAGCACGGCGACGCCGACGUUGAGGAGGCCCUGCGGGCGGCCCGACGGGCGACGGACCUGGAGCGCGAGGAACUUGUUGCCGGGUCGGAGGACCCGGUUGUUCGAGCGGGUCUGGUUCCGGGGCGGGGCGACGCUGCCGACGAGGACCCGGACCGUGCCGACGAGGACGUCGCGGAACCAGUGGGCGGCGUAGAUCUCGAUCGUGACGGCGGAGGUGUCGCUGUAGAGGAACUCCUCGUCGACCCGGAAGACGAACUUGUCGUUCCACGUGGGUCGGUUGUGGCCCAGUGAGUCGACCCGGGUGGAUAGCUUCCGGUUCGGGUGGACCCAGGCGACGGCGUAGGUCUUCAUCUUGCGGGAGGUCUGGUGGAGGUCCUGGCCGGACAUGAUUGUGAGCUCCAGGAGCUGGAACGGGUUCAAGAUCCGAGACAUGGCUGCGACGGCGACGGCGACGGCGGCGGCGGAGGCAGAUGGGAAUUUAAUUGAAUUAAACGAGAGGAUGGACGCCCUGGUCUCGCCGUCCGAUCAGAGGACGACGAGCGAAGGUGGCCAGGGGCAUCAACUGUGGGAAUCAGGUGGAAUGGGAAGGAAAGGGGAUGGGGAGGCAUUUUGAUGGAAAAUCUGGUGGUUGCCAUGGCUGUACCUUUUUUCUUCAUUUUUGGAGGUUUUGCUAUUUUUGGCGCGAACUUCUUGAAACCGCUCCUUUCUGGGCAAAGAAAAUUUGUGGAGAUGACGGAAAGUCAAAGGUCAAACGGUAUGAAUUCUUCUUAGUGGAUAUCCGGCCCAUGAAGGAAUUCUAAUCGGGCCGGAGAUAAGCCCGGCCCGUUGGACUGCUCUCACCUCCCAACGGAUAAGGCAUUCUUUUUCCCUCUUCCUCCACAAGUGAUCGAUUUCCGGAAAGCAUGGCGUCCAAAAUUCUGCCUCAAGCGCUGCUUACGAUUCCGAUAAACCCCGCCGCCGCGCAAUCUCCGCCGGCAAGGAGAUUGGGGUUUGCUUACUCGAACAAUCGCGCCGCCUUUCCCUCCUCCUCUUGCUGUUCGAUUGCUCGCAUUUCCGGUUCUGGGUUUUCUUCCAACUCAUUGGGUCUUGGUGAACUUGUCGCGGCAUUCGCCAGACACAGAGUUGUCGCCAGGGCAGAGGCGGAAGGAAGCAGCGGUGAGCCCGCGGGAGAAGAAGGAGCAGAGGUGCUUGCGGAAGCUAGUGAGGGUGUUGAAGGAGAAGAAGGGGAUCCCGUGGAGGGUGGAGAAGUAGAGAAAACGCCAUGGCAGCCAAGAGUCAAGCUUGGCGAUGUUAUGGGGAUAUUGAACAAGCGAGCAGUUGAGGCAUCAGAGCUUGAAAGGCCGAUUCCAGAUAUCAGAACUGGUGAUAUUGUUGAAAUCAAAUUGGAAGUUCCUGAAAAUAGGCGUAGGCUCUCCAUUUACAAGGGCAUUGUCAUGUCGAGGCAAAAUGCUGGCAUCCACACUACUAUCCGCAUCAGAAGGAUCAUUGCCGGCAUAGGUGUUGAGAUUGUCUUCCCCCUCUACUCACCAAAUAUCAAGGAGAUCAGGGUAGUUUCUCACAGAAAGGUUAGGAGGGCAAGGUUGUACUAUCUGAGAGACAAGCUUCCUCGGCUUUCCACCUUCAAAUGAAGACCAUCACCACAUCAGUCUCCCUUCUGCAGUUAUAUUGUUGUAGGUUCUUUCAAUCCUCCUCCUAUGCAAUCCCUGGCCUCCCCCCCGGCUUGUUUGUAAGAAUUGAGCUGUCCUCAUCUCCAUUUCAUUCUUUUGUCAAAGGAAACAUUGUUUUGUAAUGCCUGGCCGGUCGAAUCGACCUCACUGUAUGCAAAAGCAAAGAUCAUAUGCCAGAUUGCAGUUCCUGUAUAUCAUCUGAGGCUCUCUUAAUGUCUUGGAUCUGGUUUCCGUUUCUGUAUCCUUUUCCUCUCUUAACAGAGACACAGUCCGUCUUUGUCAGAGAGUCUACACUAAUCUAUCAAUGGCUGCUUAACAGGUGUAACCCUGCAGAAGGUUACACGUAUCUAUUGAUCUAAUGAUUAAUGAAAUGCAAUGGGUAAAAUAAUGGCAAAUCAGGAGGCCAUGCCAAUAGAAUAAUAAGACAAUGGGCGCCCAUAAAAUCAGAAUACCCUGAUCCUCCUUAACCUAGUUUGGUGAGCUAUCUAUCGUUUCAAGAACCAAACUAAAGUUAUCCUCUCAGC